UACGUUUAUUUCUAACUAGCCACCGUGGAAUCAGUGGUAUGCACACCUGCUGAGUGUAAAGUUUAUUGAAUGUUCCUAAAACGCUGUUGGAUUUCCGAUUUCCUUUAUACUGAGUAGGAAACAUUUGAGUAGAAAAAUUAAACCUUUUUUUUUUUUUUUUUUUGUUCUGUCAACGUUACAAGUGCGACUUUAAUAUAUUGACCUAUAGAAAGCUAGGCGCCGACAUGCACAGCCAAUCGUAGACAGGAGAAUGCAGUCUGCCAACAACUCAGCCAAUCAGCGAGCUUGAAAGCGGUGACGCAACGGGGACGUGACGGGCGCCUUCACUCCAGCGCGCGAAGAGUUGAAAUAUUUUUUUGAUUCCCUUUUCCGAGGAUCAGGCGGGAGAUGUGUUUUUGCCCCUAGCUUCGUCGGAAAAGACACGAAAUUCCUCCGGGUUUUACGCUGGCCUUCUCGCACUGUCUGUAUGCUCGCGGUUCUCCUGGGUCAGAACCGGGUUUUGUCGUCGCUUUUUUUGGAUUUAGUUUUGAUGAGGUUUUGCGCCGAAUAGAGCUCCAGCGGACAAAAAGAUGAGCCUGCUUCUGUCUGAGCGGCCUGCUGAGAUCCCCAAGGCAGAGAGUGAUUCAGACAGUGGAGUGGGAUCACCCAUGGAGGAAGCUGGGACAGAUGCGGUCACUGCUGUCGUUCCGGCUGAAGAAGCUCAAGAUUCAGACGAUGAUAUUGUCGUGAACCGGAAGCCCCGUUCUCGAAAGGUCCUCCAGGACAGUGACAGUGAGCGGGAGGAAGCUGAGGAUGGAAUGGCCGAGGCUCUGCUGCUGUCUGAAUCCAGCGGUGAGGGGACUAACGGUGGUGAAGGCGAGCAGCCUAAAAAGAGCUGGGGAAAGAAGUUAUCCCGCAUUGCAGUUGCCAGUGAUGAGAGUGAGCCAGAGGAAGAUGAGUGUCAAGAAAAACCUAAGGAAAAGUCCAAAAAAAGAGGGAAGUCACAACGGCGCAAAGAGAAGGAGAUGCGGAGAGGUGCUCUAGUCAAACAGCUGAAAGAGAAGACGAGGACUUCCGAAGAGUCCCCUUUGCCCAAGGUUCUCAAUGACAGUGGUUGUCUGCUGGGUGAUAAUGACUUGUUUGAUGCUCAGCUGGAUGACGACAUGACAGAGGAGGUGAUGGAGGACGAGGAGGAGGAGUCCCUGGAUGCCAUUCGAGCUGUUGUGAAAAAGAAAGCCAAGAACAAGCACCAUUUAGAUGACUCUGAUGAGGAUGAAGAGCAGGAAGGCAAACCCCAGCGCAAGGAGAGGAAAGCAGCGAGAGCGAGUAAGGAGGCGAUGAAACAGCUCCACAGUGACAGCCAGAGGAUCGUUAGAGAUUCUACAGUAGGGCUUCCGUACCAUAUGCCAGAGCCUAAAGGCAUAGACCAUUUCUUCAAGAGAAGAGUCCGUCCCGAUAGACCUGCUAUGGCAUUACUGAAAUCUGCCAAAUACCAAGCCUAUAUUGCAGAAGCCUCUUCAGCAUCCUCUACUACACAAAAUCAGUCUGAAGCACCAGAACAGAACUCGAACCCACAGGCUGAUCUGAACGAAUCUGACCCAAUCAGCAGUAUUCAACAGACCAGUGCUACAAAUGAACUGGAUACUGCUAUUGAAAUCACCGAGGACCAGUCAGGGGUCGGAAGUGUUGAACUCCAAAAACCUGAGGUCAUGGAGGAAGAGAGUGUUCUUCCUUCUGUGGACAUGUCUAAGAGUGCUGAAUCUCCUAAAGAGGAUCAUGAGAUGUCAGAGGUUCAGCUGACUAAGACGGGGACAGGGCAGUCAGGACAGGGUGGCUCUGUGCUGGCUGAGAUCGGAACAGCAGUGCCUAAACCCAAGAAAGAUAAGCUGGCCAGAUUGCGUGAGCUGGGUUUGGAGCCUCCCCCUGUUGCAAAGCUGUGUGCAGACGAUGGCGCUUUUGUCCAGCUGGAGCCGCAGCAGUCUAACCCUGGUCUAGAGGCUUUGAAGAAGCGUUUUCUAAAGCACGUCCAGCCUGCGCCCCGGCCUAAUAGAGAACGAUCGCUCCAUCUGAACGUGGUGAGAAAGGACACCGCUGCAUCUGGACAGGAAGAGCUGCAUACUGAAUCCAUCACGGUCACAGUCAAUGAGGGGGAAGAGAAGCCUAUACACACUAAGCCAGGAGAGAAGCUGGUUUUACUGAAGUCUCGUCUGCAGCAGGCCAUGGCUAUCCGCCGCCAAGAAGAACGAGAGCGUAGAGCUGCCCUUCAUCGGCUGGAUAAUGAGGACUGUGAGGAGGAGGAGGAAGCGGAGAUGACUGAGUCUGAGGAGGAAGAGGGAGUUGAAGAUUUGUUGGGUGAUGGUGACGAUGGAGAGGAAGCCAACGAAGCAGAAAAUGAGGAAGAAGAGGCAGAGGAAGCUGAAGGAGGCAAUACGUUGAAACAAAAUGCCUCUCCUGGUUUUAAAAGCCCAUCUCCCACUCCAUACACCGACGGCACUCUGAUGCUGUUUGCAGGCAGCUCGUGCUCCAGGACAGGGGAUGGUGUUAGGCAGUCUGGACAAGCCAGUCACGAAACUGACAGCAAAAUGGAAGAUGAUGAUGGCCUGUCCUUGAACAAGGACAACAGCCAUAACAGUAGCUUUGAACUGACGAGCUCCACGCUCCCGUCGUACCAGCCAGUGAGCCGCACCACAGGCAAAGGCCUUUCAGCAGCUGUUUUCCGUUCACCCUCGCCCUGCUUCUUCAGACCAAGUUUCCUUGGCUCAGCUUCCAAGAGCUCUGGUAAGCUGUCUGAGCCAUCCCUUACCCUCCCUGUGGAGGAUUCGCAGGACCUGUACGGUGUUCCCUCUCCUGAAGGUGGCGACUCUCAGUGCCCUUUCUCGCAGGAGGAGGACACGCAGUCACAGCUGUUGGAUGCAGAUGGCUUUUUGAACGUGGGACCCCGUGGUGGCCAGAGCCGCUCUCAUAAACGGCAGCUGCUGUUAGAUAGCCUGGAUGAAAACGCCAUGGACGCCAACAUGGGGGAAUUACUGGGGUUCUGCUCAGGUGGCUUUGGCUCAAGGGAACACAGUCAGCCAGGAGGUGAGGAUGAGCUGCUGGGCCUGUGCUCUGGAGCGUUCUCCACCCAGCCUGGAGAAGCUGGCAGACCCAAAGAGGAAACUGGGGCUGUGGAGACGAAAAGCAUAGCCGGGGAGAGUCACGGGAGCUCAGACGCAGACAUGGACCAACUGCUUUCUCUCUGCUCUGGAAAGUUCACAGGCAGUCCUGCUACAUCUCCAAUGCAACGAGGUGCAAGCCCUGUUCUUGAAAAUGAAUCUGACAGUAAGAGCAAGGUGGAGGAGGAGGAGGAGGUAGAGGAAGACAAUUGUGAGUUUCGGCUCAUGCCCGACGUCGACAGCAACAGUGAGAAGGAGGAAGGUGAGGAAGACUCAGAUGGUGAACGAGAGAUAGGCAAUGAGGUAGAUGAUGAGGAGAGGGAUGCAGUAUUCGGGCGACAUAAAGGCAAAAAGAUACGCAUGAACUUUGUGGACUCCGAGGCCGAGCUGUCAGGCAGCGAUGUAGGCAGUGAGGAUGAAGAAGACGAGGAUGGUGAUGAAUACGAAGAAGAGGACAUACAUGAGGAACUCCCGUCAGACGAGGAACUGAUGGACCAAGUCAACAAAAUCCACAUGAAGCAUGUUCUAGAUGACGAUAAACGCAAAUUGCGCAUCUGUCAGGAGCAGUAUCUAGCUGAUGGAGAUCUGCACUCAGACGGACCUGGUCGAGAGCGCCGCUUCCGCUGGAAGAAUAUCGAUGAUAGCUUUGAGCUCAGGGUUGCUGCUGAGGGGGAAGAUGAAGAGGAGGAGGAAGACAUGGAUCAGAAUGAGCUGCAGAGGCAGAAGGAAAGGCUUGAACGAGAGCAGUGGAUAAGAGAGCAGUCUGAAACAUCUAAGAGAGGAGAAGAAGUGGAAGAGGAGGAGGACAAGAUUGGAGAGGAGGACAGUCAGUUUAUGAAGCUGGCUAAGAAACUAACGGCUAAGGCACUCCAAAAGAAAGAGACCUCUUCAGUGGCCCUGCAGGAGAAGCCAGUCUCUAAAGCCAACCCUUUUCAGAAGCCCUGUAAGCCUGUGGUGAGGAGAGGAUCUUUGCUCAGUCAGCCACGGGCAGUGCUGCAGAAACUCGCCAACAUUUCAGAAGGCAACCCUCUAGCUCCUCGGAACUCUCGAGGAUUCCUCUUCCAGACUUUGUCUCCAGAAAAGGAGCCACCUACGUCUGCCAGCCCAAAGAAACAGUUUAAAAAACGAGCUCAGACAGACACUUCGGGACCUGUUGCAAAGCGACAAUGUAGAGAAAACUCUGUGAAAUCCGUCGGACCUCAAAGAAGUAUUUUCAAUUAUUUUGAUAACUGAAGCCGUUUUUGAAGCUUUGUCAUGUCCUGACUCCGGUAAAUUUGGCAUCUUACUUGAUAUGGUGUGGGUUUUUGUAAUCCAACUUGUGCAUUUAUUUGUUUUAAAUGUUUUAACAUGUAAAUAUUGUGUUGUGGAAUUCUGUAUUUUUUAUUUGUA
Hemibagrus wyckioides is the source of this 4520-nucleotide messenger RNA. Its product is annotated as claspin. Bases 570 to 4364 code for a protein of 1264 amino acids. Lineage: Eukaryota; Metazoa; Chordata; Actinopteri; Siluriformes; Bagridae. The transcript has 24 exons. Gene Ontology annotation, biological process: activation of protein kinase activity; mitotic G2 DNA damage checkpoint signaling; mitotic DNA replication checkpoint signaling. The record is from RefSeq and is a predicted model, not a curated record. Gene Ontology annotation, molecular function: anaphase-promoting complex binding.